AUGGAAUUUCCUUCAUAUCGUAAACCUUACUCUCAUCGAACCCGAUUUAAACUCGUUCAUUCAACAACGACACUUGUCAAAGUGUCAAAAGCAACAACAACAACAACAACAACAGCAGCCGCAGCAGCAGCAAUACCAACAUCUCGAUUCAAACUUGUACGGAAUGGAACUCAAAAAACGCAACCGGCACUCAAUUCAUCGAAAACUUCACUUCUACGAGUAAAAAACACAGAGAAAUCAUUACCGUCGACAGCACUAGUGAAGAAUAUUGAAAACAAGUAUAAAUGGAUACGAACAAGUUUGAGAAAAACUAAUCGAAACAGUUUCAAACUCGAUCGUCGAAAGCCAACGAGUAGCGGACGAGUAGCAAAACGUAAGCCUCAUGCAUCGCUCUCCAAAUGUCUUGUGCGUAUUCGUGGUAUUAAAUUCCAAACCCAUCCAAAUGGCAAAUGCCUUCAACGGUUAGUAUCCGAUCCUGACGCUAGCAAAACAGCAUUAUCAUCGAUUCCAGUGAAAAAAACCGAAGAUCCCAUUCGAUCAAAAGCAAACGUACUCCUCCAACGAAGUAUUCACAUAAGUAACGGAUGCUAUCGAUUACGAAAUCGAACAAAAAAAUCCACCUCCCUACGAAAGAAGAAAAAUUGCAUUUAUUUUAAUCGCUUUGGUAAAUGCCAUCGUGGUGAUGAAUGUCCAUUUCUUCACGAUCGUACGCGAAUUGCUGUCUGUACACAAUUUUUGAAUGGACGAUGUAAGAAUUCUUCUUGCCCGUACUCUCAUGAAUUAACUCCGGGAAAAGUUCCAACAUGUUCCUUUUUUAUGAAAGGAGCUUGUGGGCAGGACAAUUGCCCUUAUGCACAUUCAUUUGUAGGAGCUGAUGCUCAAAUCUGUGAUGAUUUUGUUCAAGGAUUUUGUGCCAAAGGAAUUGAGUGUCCGAAACAACAUGUUCUCUUGUGUCCGCAAUUUGAAUCAACUGGCCAAUGUCCACGUGGUAAACAAUGCCAUUUAACACAUCGACGAAAGAGAAGUGAAAAUAAGCUUGUAAAUCUGAGAAUACCUUCUUCCAAAAAAGUUGACCAAACAGAAUCUAGUCUUCCAAGUGUGAUGCCAGCAUAUAUUCCAUUAACAUCAGAGCCGGAGAAAACAUCGCCGACAUCGACAGAAUUAAAGCUACGACCAAGCUUUUUAUCUUAG
Messenger RNA from Adineta ricciae, 1191 nucleotides. The record is from the annotation of a GenBank genome assembly. NCBI's taxonomy places the organism in Eukaryota, Metazoa, Rotifera, Eurotatoria, Adinetida, Adinetidae.